UGCCAGCCACCGGCUUUUUAAAGGUCCACGCUGCCAUCCUCACGCCGCAGUUCUGGGUCGGCGUCUCCGAGGUCUUGUAGCAAUGGUUGACCACGUCGUGCUGUACAGCGGCGCCAAGAUGCCCAUCCUGGGUCUGGGCACCUGGAAGUCCCCUCCAGGCAAAGUAACAGAGGCUGUGAAGGUAGCUAUUGAUGUUGGGUACCGCCACAUUGACUGUGCCCACGUGUACCAGAAUGAGAAUGAGGUGGGUGUGGCCAUCCAGGAAAAGCUCAAGGAGCAGGUGGUGAAGCGUGAGGACCUCUUCAUUGUCAGCAAGCUUUGGUGCACGUACCAUGAGAAAAGCCUGGUGAAAGGAGCCUGCCAGAAGACGCUCAGUGACCUCAAGCUGGACUACCUGGACCUCUACCUUAUUCACUGGCCUACAGGCUUUCAGUCUGGGAAGGAGUUUUUCCCAUUGGAUGAGGCAGGCAAUGUAAUUCCCAGUGACAGCGAUUUUGUGGACACAUGGGCGGCCAUGGAAGAGCUGGUGGAUGAAGGGCUGGUCAAAGCUAUUGGAGUGUCUAACUUCAACCAUCUCCAGAUCGAGAGGAUCUUAAACAAACCUGGCUUAAAAUAUAAGCCUGCGGUUAACCAGAUCGAGUGCCACCCGUACCUAACUCAGGAGAAGUUACUCCAGUACUGCCAGUCCAAGGGCAUUGUGGUGACUGCCUACAGUCCCCUUGGCUCUCCUGACAGGCCCUGGGCCAAACCUGAGGACCCUUCCCUACUGGAGGAUCCUAGGAUCAAAGCAAUCGCAACCAAGCAUAAUAAAACCACAGCCCAGGUGCUGAUCCGGUUUCCCAUGCAGAGAAAUGUGGUGGUGAUCCCCAAGUCUGUGACACCUGAGCGCAUCACUGAGAAUUUCCAGGUGUUUGACUUUGAACUAAGUAGUGUGGAUAUGACCACCUUGCUCAGCUACAACAGGGACUGGAGGGUCUGUGCCUUGAUGAGCGCUACAUCCCACAAGGAUUACCCCUUCAAUGCUGAGUUUUGAAGCUGUGGCUGCCAGCUCUUCCCCGAGUAACCUCCUGUUUUUCCUGUCUCCUUUUUUCUUGCAAGUGUGGUGUGACCUGAGUCCCUAACAGUGCAUUAGUAGCCUGGUGACUAACCAGCAGGGGUUUGCCCAGCUGAAUGGGGGGUCUGAAGAGCAGUGUCUGUGGAUUAAAAGUCUCUUCCAGUUUUCUUUGCCCUUUCUUUUUGCCUAACUAGGAAAUACAACUUUGAAUACUCUUUUCUGACCAAGGAGAGGUAAAAUCUAUAAUGUCAAAAUAGUGCCACUAACAGUUGGGUUUUUGACUGCUUAGAAUUGUAUUCCUUUCAGCCAGACUUCUCCUUGCCUCAAAUAAAAAGUGCUUUUGUGAGCCACA
Messenger RNA from Choloepus didactylus (southern two-toed sloth), 1406 nucleotides. It is a transcript of the gene AKR1B1, whose product is annotated as aldo-keto reductase family 1 member B. NCBI's taxonomy places the organism in Eukaryota, Metazoa, Chordata, Mammalia, Pilosa, Megalonychidae. The transcript has 10 exons. Bases 83 to 1033 code for a protein of 316 amino acids. Gene Ontology annotation, molecular function: aldose reductase (NADPH) activity. Gene Ontology annotation, cellular component: cytosol. The record is from RefSeq and is a predicted model, not a curated record.